AUGGCGAUCCAAAACCAGGCGUUCGUCCUUCCUUCAGCACAGCCGGCACCGCCCUUGGCCAGGCUUUCGUCCAAGUCUGUGCGGGCAGAGCACGGGAUUUCGGAACGAGGUGCACUUCUUGCCAUGGCUGCAGCCACCGUUACAACGAUAACCUCGUCCCGUCGUCGAGUGGCACGACGUGCGACUGAGGAGCCCCAGAAUUAUUUCGAGGCUGUUGUUCUCUCGGCCACUCGCAUCCAACAGCGCGUGGCACUGCGUGCGAAAGAGGACGCGCACGGGCGAAGAAGUAGUCUGGCUGCUGCGGCCACAGCUGCAGCCGCCACACCACUUGCUGCCUCAGCUGAAUCAGAUGAAAACUGCCAUGAAUGUGAGGGAAGAGGGCUGGUCGAAUGUCCGAUGUGCGAAGGCACCGGCCAGUACCGCCUGUGGGGGACGAAGUAUGAGAAAACUUCCCAGCGCCAGUACCUCACCUGUCCAGAGUGUAACGGAGUGGGCGAGCUGGUUUGCCAAAAGUGCAGCGGGACCGGGCUGCCUGCAAGCAAGCUCAAGGGCCUGAUGCGCGAUCCGAUCUUCGCGAAGGUGGCCUACCGGCUGAAGAAGCAGAGGAUUGACGUGAACACGGUGGACAAGAUGAGGGUUGAUGUCCGAAAAGCCGUGGCCGCAGCAGAGAGACGCCACUCCUCCGCGUCUUUUGUAUAG
Messenger RNA from Symbiodinium sp. CCMP2592, 699 nucleotides. The record is from the annotation of a GenBank genome assembly. NCBI's taxonomy places the organism in Eukaryota, Dinophyceae, Suessiales, Symbiodiniaceae.